AUGGUAAAGGACGAGAAUGUUGUUUCAUCCCUGCCCUCCUCCCUGCCCUCCUCCCUGCCCUCCUCACCACCAUCCUCUUUGUCCUCCUUCCUGCCCUCCUCCCUGCCCUCUUCCCUGGUCCUCCUUGCCCUCCUCCUUGCCCUCCUCUCCACCAUCCUCCCUGCCCUCCUCCCUGCCCUCCUCUCCACCAUCCUCCCUGCCCUCCUCCCUGCCCUCCUCUCCAUCAUCCUCCCUGCCCUCCUCCCUGCCCUCUUAUCUGCCUUCCUCACUGCCCUCCUCACUGCCCUCCUCCCUUCCCUCCUCUCCACCAUCCUCCCUGCCCUCCUCCCUACCCUCCUCUCCACCAUCCUCCCUGCCCUCCUCCUUGCCCUCCUCCCUGCCCUCCUCCCUGCCCUCCUCUCCACCAUCCUCCCUGCCCUCCUCCCUGUCCUCCGCCCUGCCUUCAUCCUUGCUGUCCUCCCUGCCCUCCCUUGCAUGGGCCCUCCGUUCCCCCUGUUGGGUAUUUUUCUCGCUUGGCAUCGCGCCUACCACAUCGAGACGUCCAUGAAGAAUCUGCAAGACAUGGCUCAUGUGUAA
Molecule: messenger RNA, 576 nt
Organism: Closterium sp. NIES-65
Lineage: Eukaryota; Viridiplantae; Streptophyta; Zygnematophyceae; Desmidiales; Closteriaceae
Source: the annotation of a GenBank genome assembly